GGUGGUGUCUGUGGUCGCGUGGAUAUGGCGCCAUAGCGGCGGGAGUCCCAGUUCAGCCGACUUUGGCUUACUGGCGGGCCAUGGGACGCGCGCAUUCGGUCGGCAAACUCGUCAGGGUCCUUGAGACUCGACGACGAGCGCCGGGUGGCGGCUGAAGGCUGGGAGGACGCGGCGUGUGGCCUCUUGCUUUGCAAAACCUGAGGCGCGGACGCCUGGUUCGCAGGUGUGAAGCGACAAGCGGUCGGCCCUUCGGCCCUGGCCCACCGGCGGCCGCUCUGGUUUUUGGGAGCGUGAAGUGCCUCCCGGGUGCAAAGUUUAGCACUUGGUGGUCCGGGGCUGAAGAGCUAUGGCCAGUAUCACCCAGUUGUUCGAUGACCUCUGCGAGGCUCUCUUACCGGCCGCCCAGACCCACCCGGGUCAGCGCCCCGUGGACAGGAAGAGGGCAAAGCUGAGCCUGAAGAGGGUAGCCUACAAUGCUCUUUUCGCCAAUCUGUUUCAAGAGGAGACUCAUCAGCGGCCGCCUGACUCGGCGAAGCGCCCCGUGAAAAACAAGGUCCUCAUGCUGUCCUUCGAUUUGAGGGUGGGCGGCUUGGGGCCAGAGGCCGAUCGUUUGGAGGAGCUUGUGGAGAAGUUGGAAGCAACCCCUGGCUGUCCUCUUGUGGAGGUGGAGUCAGUGCUGCACCUCUUGGUUCAGUUGGCAGGGAGUGGUCCCCCUCAAGUGCUGCGGAGAAAACGGGAUUUCUUCUUUAACAACAAGCACGCAGGCAGAAACGUACCCUACGGCGGCUAUGAUUGCUAUGACCUGAGUGUGUUUGAAAUGGACGUCCGGUCACUUAUCUCUGGAGAGGAGUAUUUGUGUCAUAACAUGUUCCAGGAAGCCCUUCAGGUGAUGGAGGCUACCCCAGGCACUGGCCUGCCCACCGUUGGGCGCUUCUCUAUUGGUGACUCUUGUGGUGACAGGUUUGAGAGAGACACCCGGGUCUCACUCUUUGGUGCCCUCGUGCACAGCCGCACAUAUGACAUGGAUGUGAGAUUGGAUCUGCCCCCUGUGCCGGACAGCGCGGACUUUUCUGGACUGGCCAUUAAGGUCCCACAGAUUGUGGAUCAGUGGGAAGAUGAAGGGUUCCAAUCAGCUUCCAAUUUAACUCCUGACUCCCAGUCUGAACCAAGCAUGACCCCGGAUUUGGACCUGUGGGAAGCUGUGCUCACAUAUGAAGCCAGCAAGCGGAGGUGCUGGGAGCGCAUUGGAUGCCCUCCUGGUCACCGAGAGGAGCCCUACCUCACCGAGGCAGGGAGGGAUGCCUUUGACAGAUUCUGCAGGCUCUGCCAUGGGGAGCUACAGGCCCUCAGUGGGGGUCUACUACAGACCCCCAAGCCUGUGCUGGUGGAGGAAAGCGAGCUGGUGAAAGACUCACUGAAUGUUCUGCUGGGCGUUGUUUCUGCUACAUUUUCUCUGUGUCAGCAAACUCAAGCCUUUGUAGUGGAGCUGGGCGUCCAUGUGUCAGGUGCAUCUCCUGAGAGCAUCAGCAGCAUCCUUUCAGAGGUGGCGGAGUAUGGAACCUACUACACACGCCUGAGCCAUUUCUCUCUACAACCUGUAGUAGGCUCCUUGUGCAGCAGGGGCCUUGUGUUCCAGGCCUUCACCAGCGGCAUUAGGAGAUACUUGCAGUAUUACCGGGCCUGUGUUCUCUCCACUCCGCCUACCCUGAGUCUCCUCACCAUUGGCUUUCUCUUCAAGAAACUGGGCCGGCAACUCAGGUACUUGGCUGAGCUUUGUGGUGUUGGCACUGUAUCCCUGGUGACCAGUGGAGAGACCAGGGCUGUGUUCCCCACCGGCGUGAAGCUCCUGUCCUACCUCUACCAGGAGGCACUGGAUAAUUGUAGUAAUGAGCACUAUCCUGUGCUGCUGUCUCUCCUGAAGACCAGCUGUGAGCCCUACACACGGUUCAUCCAUGAUUGGGUGUACAGUGGAGUCUUCAGAGAUGUUUAUAGGGAGUUCAUGAUCCAGGUUAACCAUGAAUACCUCAGCUUCAGAGAUAAGUUUUACUGGACCCAUGGCUACGUGCUCAUUUCCAAAGAGGUGGAGGACUGUGUUCCUGUGUUCCUGAAACACAUCGCCCAUGAUGUGUAUGUCUGUGGGAAGACCAUCAACCUGCUGAAGCUCUGUUGUCCCCGGCACUACCUCUGUUGGUCUGAUGUCCCUGUCCCUCGCAUCUCAGUGAUUUUCUCUCUUGAGGAGUUGAAGGAGAUUGAGAAGGACUGUGCCGUCUAUGUUGGGCGAAUGGAGAGUGUCGCCCGUCACAGCUCUAUCAGCAAGGAGGAAAAGGAAUUGCGUAUGGAAAUUGCAAAACAAGAACUAAUUGUCCAUGCCCGGGAAGCAGCAUCUAGGAUCCUAACUGAGCUGAGUGACCGACAGAUGUCAGAACAGAUGGCUGUGGACACCAGGAAGCGAGAGCAGUUUCAGCGGCUGAAGGAACAGUUUCUAAAGGAUCAAGAGCGACGCCUGGCGGCUAAACAAGAGGAGCUAGAUGAUGAUUUCAGCUAUGCUCGUGAGCUCCGUGACCGGGAGAAGAGGCUAAAGGCCCUGGAAGAAGAACUGGAGAGAAAGGCCAGGCAGGCGCUGGUUGACCAUUAUAGCAAGUUGUCUGCAGAGGCAGCUCGUCGAGAACAGAAGGCUCUGUGGAGAAUCCAGAGACAUCGGCUGGAAAGCGCACGGCUUCGUUUUCUCCUAGACGACCAGAAGCGCAUUCAGGAGAUGCUGAGCGACGUGGAGGCUCACCAGCCCCAGAAGCUGCCAAGUGUGUUCCCAAGCACGUGCUCUCAGGUCACAUCUCUGGGUACUGAGCAUGCAGAUGAAGGCCAUAGCAGUGAUCUGGGGUCCACAGAACAGCGUUGGGAUUGUCUAAGUCUACCGGGUGCAUCAACACCAUCAACCCACAAGUCUGCAGCAGAGGGAGCUGAUAACUCUGGGGCUGGACAGGCAGAGGGAGCUGGGCCGUUCUCUACUGAUCUCAACAUUACAGACUUUCUGCCCAUGGGCCCUGGGACUGAACAGCCUAUGGAUAACAUUGGUUCUCCCUUCUUAGAGGUGGCACUGCAGACCAUCAGUUCAGACCUACCCCCUAUAACUCCAGGGCCAGCACUCACAGCAGCUGGGCUCCAGCCUGCCCAGUCAGAGUAUGAUUUCAAUACCGUUCUGAGGCCAACUUUGGCCACCUCCUCUUUACCAGGACCCUUCCAGCAUGUCCAAAAUAGUUUGGAGAGUGAAAAGCAGCAUCUACUGGGGGACAUGCCCACAAAACUCGAUUCAUGUGUCCAUGACACGCAGGAGACUUUGCCUUGCCCACAUCCACUCAAGCAGGACACUCCUGAGGAUGAGAGCUCCCAGCCUGUGGGGCAGCUCCUUGAACAUAUGUCAGGGAGUGCUGUCCCCACAGAGAGACUUGCUUCUGGAAUGGCUCCCUGCCAGCAACUUAGGAGCAUUUCCACAUGUGUGUCAGAUGCCAGCAUCAAGCAGGGGGACUAUAUGUCAGACGUGGCUUUUCCUCGGUCACAGUGGAACAUCCAUGAACAUGUGUCAGAGGCCAGCAUUGGAGUUGGGGAGAAUGUGUCCGAAGUGACUUCGCGUAGGCCACGGUGGAAUGUCCAUGGACAUGUGUCAGAUGCCAGCAUCAAGGUAGGUGAGAAUGUAUCAGAUGUGAUUCCUUCUCGGCCACGAUGGAACAUUCAUGGUCAUGUGUCAGAUGCCAGCAUCAGGGUUGGGGAGAAUGUGUCAGAUGUGGCUAUUUCUCGGCCACGGUGGAAUGUCCAUGGACAUGUUUCAGAAGCAAGCAUUAAGGUUGGGGAGAAUGUAUCAGAUGUGACUCCUUCUCGGCCACGUUGGAACAUCCACGGACAUGUGUCAGAUGCCAGCAUCAAGGUUGGGGAGAAUGUAUCGGAUAUGACUCCUUCUCGGCCACGUUGGAACAUCCACGGACAUGUGUCAGAUGCCAGCAUCAAGGUUGGGGAAAAUGUAUCAGAUGUGACUCCUUCUCGGCCACGUUGGAACAUCCACGGACAUGUGUCAGAUGCCAGCAUUAAGGUUGGGGAGAAUGUGUCAGAUGUGGCUCCUUCUCGACCACGUUGGAACGUCCAUGGUCAUGUGUCAGAGGCAAGCAUCAGGAUUGGGGAGAAUGUGUCAGAAGAGGCUCUUCAGCCACAUGAAUGUACUCAGCCUCCCUUGAUUCUGGAGGAGCCCUUGCCAGAAGCUGAGCCCGACUUACUCAAGCCCCAUCAGUGCUCUCCUGCCCGUGUGUCCCAGUCAGGCGUUUGUGUGGAAGCACACAGCCCUGUUCCGGAAUGUGGGCCACAACUACCUGGAGAAACGAAGCCUACCACCUGUUCUAGCACUGGCAGCACAGAAGAAGGCAGCCCAACCAAGCCCCCUAUUGUGGCUGAGCCUAGCACGCUAGGAAAUGAUAUCCCUGAGGAGACAGGUCCAGGGAGGAACAGGGAUGCUGAAGACCUCUCUCCAUGGCCUCCAAGCUCACAGGAAGACACAGCUGUCCCAGGCCCUAGUGAGGAGUUAUCAGACACAGAGACUGAGGCCAGACGCUGGGACAAGGAGCAAGCCUAUUUGGCAGACCUCACAAAGCUCUACCACCUGGAGCAGUACCCAGACAACUAUGAGUCUAUGUCAGAACCUCCUGUUGCCCACCUGGUACACCACCUGCUUCCCCAGGCCUUUGCUUUCCCUGUGGAUCCCCAGGUUCAGUCAGCAGUAGACGAGAGUGCGGUGCAGCUCAGUGAGCUGCUGACCUUGCCUGUUCUUAUGAAGCGCUCCCUGACAGCACCUCUGGCUGCCCAUGUCACCUUGGUGAACAAAGCUGCAGUUGACUAUUUCUUUGUGGAGUUGCACCUCGAGACACAUUUUGAAGCGCUGCGGCAUUUCCUGCUGAUGGAAGACGGAGAGUUUGCUCAGUCUCUUAGUGACCUGCUCUUUGAAAAGCUAGGGGCUGGACAGACACCUGGGGAGCUGCUCAACCCAUUGGUCCUUAACAGCAUCCUGAGCAAGGCACUGCAGUAUAGCCUCCAUGGGGACACCCCACAUGCUACCAACCUGUCUCUUGCCCUCAAGUACCUGCCUGAGGUGUUUGCCCCUAAUGCCCCUGAUGUGCUGAGCUGCCUGGAGCUCAGGUACAAGGUUGACUGGCCCCUCAACAUCGUUAUCACCGAGAGCUGCCUGAACAAGUACAGUGGUAUCUUCUCCUUCCUGUUGCAGUUGAAGCUCAUGAUGUGGACACUCAAAGACAUCUGCUUCCACCUCAAGCGCACAGCCCUAGUGAGCCACACAGCUGGCUCAGUGCAGUUCCGCCAGCUGCAGCUGUUUAAGCAUGAGAUGCAGCAUUUCGUGAAGGUCAUCCAGGGCUACAUUGCAAACCAGAUCCUGCAUGUCAGCUGGUGUGAGUUCAGAGCCCGGCUAGCUGUAGUGGGUGACUUGGAGGAGAUCCAGCGGGCCCAUGCUGAGUACCUGCAUAGGGCUGUUUUCAGGGGCCUACUGACAGAGAAGGCAGCACCAGUCAUGAACAUCAUCCAUAGCAUCUUCAGCCUGGUGCUCAAGUUCCGAAGCCAGCUCAUCUCUCAGACCUGGGGCCCGGCUACUGGCCCUCGUGGAGCCGAGCACCCCAACUUCCCACUCAUGCAGCAGUCCUACAGCACCUUCAAGUACUACUCCCACUUCCUCUUCAAAGUGGUGACUAACCUUGUGAACCGUGGCUACCAGCCUCACCUUGAGGACUUCCUGCUUCGCAUCAACUUCAACAACUACUACCAGGACUCCUGAGGACAGACAAGAUCAUGGUGCUGCAUUUCCAUUUGACCUGUCUGGGGCUAGGGUAGUGAGCACACAGACAGACCUGAAAAGGCUGCUUUAUUUAGGGGCCUGGGAGUUUUAACAGGUGUCAGGCCCAGCCCUUUGUGGCAAGAUAUGCAAACAGGCUACAAGGCUUAUUUAGCCCUGUUUGUACCACUUAUAAGCAUGAAACAGUUCCUCUAUUGGCAUGAAGCACAGUGUGCGGGGCAUGUUGAGUGCUAGGUCAGAGCAAUACUGCUAAGGUGGUAUCAGACAGAGAUGGGUCAGGUUUUGACUGGAGAUCUCUGCCAUCAUGGAGAGACCAUUAGGGUAGAGAUCCCAGUGGUCUCAACAACUCAGCAGCGCCGGGGAAGCCUCGGGAGACUCCAGACAUGUGAGGACACCGAGGCCUCUAUGAGGAUCAUGUUACACAGAGUUCUGCCGCCCAGAGGGGUGGUCUGCUGCUAUAGGAACACUGCUCAUCAGUGGUCCUUGCCACUGCUUCAGGGCCUGUGGCCUCAGUGACUGCUGUGUCACUGUAGUAAGGAGACUCUAGCAGCUUCAGAACACGUCGCACCUAGAGAAUAGGUGAGAAGAAUUAGGGGAGGGGCAUAUUUAAUGGCAGCCCUUCCUCCCAGGGACAUAGUAGGCACAGGUGUGUACUUGCCUCAGAGAAGUCUCCGUUUUCAGCAGCUUCAAUGGCAUUCUGUGCAAUAUAGUUCCUUAGGACGUACUUGGGGUUGUUGGCAUGCAUGAUGCGCAUACGUUCGGCCUGCCAGGCAGCAGUGUCUCCGACGCCCUCCUUCUCCUUGUCCAGACGGGCUCUGGAAUUAUAUCCCUAGCUGGGUUUUCCCAACAAGAACAGCUUUCUCCAUUCCCCCCAAUUCAGAGCCAUCUGCAGCCACCUCCUUGUGCCAUUGUGCCAAGAAGCCUGGACAGGUGACCCUGGAAGUUGCCUACCUGUACUUCUGUAGCCAGGUUUCCCAGUGGUCUGUGUUUCUGCUCUGCAAUUCAGCGGGGCUCAACUGUUCCAGCCGUGACUGUUGUUCCACACGCUCUAGCUCCUUUGUGACAUUUGCUUGAGUGCCAAUGAGUGCAAAGAGCUGUGGGUUCGACUGUGCAAGCAUCAGCAUCAUAGAGAGUUGCCUGCAGGGAGGGGUGGCAUGGGAUACAGACUUUGUCUUGCUGUGAGGUUGGCUGCUUUGUAGAUAGCCAUAUGACUCAGGUGCUGGGGCAACUUCCAGAAUGCCCUGGACCCAGGUACUGUAGUUAGCUGAGGAGGUCAGAGACCAUCUGACCAUGGUGUUUCCACCAAAUGGAAGUGCCAUUUCUUCUCAAUGAUUACUGCUCCAGUCUCCACUAAAUCCCAUCUGCAUGACUAGCA
Messenger RNA from Myodes glareolus (Bank vole), 7214 nucleotides. It is a transcript of the gene Tubgcp6, whose product is annotated as tubulin gamma complex component 6. Lineage: Eukaryota; Metazoa; Chordata; Mammalia; Rodentia; Cricetidae. Gene Ontology annotation, cellular component: gamma-tubulin complex; microtubule organizing center; spindle pole. The record is from RefSeq and is a predicted model, not a curated record. Gene Ontology annotation, molecular function: gamma-tubulin binding; microtubule minus-end binding. Gene Ontology annotation, biological process: mitotic cell cycle; spindle assembly; meiotic cell cycle.